This is a messenger RNA of Aureobasidium namibiae CBS 147.97, 768 nucleotides long. RefSeq lists its product as uncharacterized. Lineage: Eukaryota; Fungi; Ascomycota; Dothideomycetes; Dothideales; Saccotheciaceae. The transcript is spliced from 2 exons. The coding region runs from base 1 to 768 and encodes 255 amino acids. The record is from RefSeq and is a predicted model, not a curated record.
AUGGAACUCCGUAACGGCAAACGCUUACGUCCAGCUUCACCGACUCGGAUCAACCGUCGCAGACCACGAACAUUUCGUUUGCUGGACCUUCCUGCAGAGCUCAGGUUCAUGAUAUAUGGCUAUGUCUUCGGUUAUGAGAACGUUCACUGGACGAUGACCUACGAAUCCGUGCCCGCAUCUGGGUACGUUUUGGCGCUAGGUCGUAUCAUAGACUCGAUCGUCAACCCACGCAACAUCAGCCUACAUCAGCGUCACCUUGGUUUGCUGCAAACCUGCAGACAAGUUUCAAAAGAAGCUUCGGCGAUCUUCUAUAACCAGACACGCUUCGACGUCGGGUUCUGUCCGAAUAAUGAUUUCAAGCUUGAUUCAGCAUACCGUCUUCACUUGACUCAUGCGGGAGCCAAAAUAAGCGAUGGACUGGCUGCAGAUGUUCUUCAGCGUGUCCAGCACGUUCGCUUCAGCUUCAGGGAUGAGCGCAGACGUUAUACGCACACUUGGUUGAUGUUUCUUCUAUGCCGUUUUCUGAGCUAUGGAGAGAGGCUCAAGUCGCUUCGGUUCGUCGAGGACGGGAAUGAUGAAAACUCAUGGUAUACCUACCACAGCAUACUCAGCUUCAAGCUGUAUCGAGGUGAUGCUAUUCUAGAGCUCCGCAACACCACACAUACCGAUGAGGAAGUCGCCAAGCUGAAAGAGACCUCCAGAUGUGCCAAGAACACAUUCACCAUCAGCGUGGUCAGGGAGAGCGACGUCUCGAGCGACAAGAACUAG